GGCCAGGGCCAGCCAUGGUGGAGCGGCUGAGGGGAGACAGGAGUAAACCCGACCCAGAGCUUGCAAACGCUGGCCGAGGUCCCCACCACGCCCUGCCCCGCCUUCGGCGAACUUCGCCGGCGGCUCGGGACGCAGCCCCUCCUCCUCCGCUGCUGCCGUAUUGUAUUGUGUACUCCGAAACGCCGAUUUUACCUACCUCCGCGCUCUCUCCACCCUGCCCCUCGCAGCCAACCAGAUCCUCUCCCCAUCACGAGUGGUGGUCUUACUGCACCUAGUAUGUUGCCCAGCUCUUAAGUAGAUCCCAGAGUUUUCCAGAGCUGAAGAAUGACACAUUUCUGCGAGCAGCCUGGGGAGAGGAAACAGACUACACUCCUGUUUGGUGUAUGCGGCAGGCUGGUCGCUACUUACCAGAGUUUAGGGAAACCAGGGCUGCCCAGGACUUUUUCAGCACCUGUCGUUCUCCAGAGGCCUGCUGUGAACUGACUCUGCAGCCACUGCGUCGCUUCCCUCUGGAUGCUGCCAUCAUUUUCUCUGACAUCCUUGUUAUACCCCAGGCACUGGGCAUGGAGGUGACCAUGGUACCUGGCAAAGGACCCAGCUUCCCAGAGCCAUUAAGAGAAGAGCGAGACCUAGAGCAUCUACGGGAUCCAACAGCAGUGGUUUCUGAGCUGGGCUAUGUGUUCCAGGCCAUCACUCUUACCCGGCAACAGCUGGCUGGGCGUGUGCCACUGAUUGGCUUUGCUGGUGCCCCGUGGACCCUGAUGACAUACAUGAUUGAGGGUGGCAGCUCAAGCACCAUGGCUCAGGCCAAGCGAUGGCUCUACCAAAGACCUCAGGCCAGUCACCAGCUGCUUCGCAUCCUCACUGAUGCUCUGGUCCCAUAUCUAAUAGGACAGGUGGUCGCUGGUGCCCAGGCAUUGCAGCUCUUUGAGUCCCAUGCAGGACAUCUUGGCCCACAGCUCUUCAACACGUUUGCACUGCCCUAUAUCCGUGAUGUGGCCAAGCGAGUGAAAGCUGGGGUGCAGGAGGCAGGCCUGGCACCAGUUCCCAUGAUCAUCUUUGCUAAGGAUGGGCAUUUUGCUCUGGAGGAGCUGGCUCAGUCUGGGUAUGAGGUGGUUGGACUUGACUGGACAGUGGCCCCAAAGAAAGCCAGGGAGCUUGUGGGGAAGAUGGUGACCUUACAGGGCAACCUGGACCCCUGUGCCCUGUAUGCAUCUGAGGAGGAGAUUGGGAAGCUGGUGCAGCAGAUGCUGGAUGAUUUUGGGCCACAACGCUACAUUGCCAACCUAGGCCAUGGGCUCUACCCUGACAUGGAUCCAGAACAUGUAGGGGCCUUUGUGGAUGCUGUGCAUAGACAUUCACGCCUGCUUCGAAAGAACUAAGCAUACAACUUAUCCUGCAUAUACCACAUACACAGAAAAUGUUUUCAGGAGAAUAAAAGCUCCAGA
Fukomys damarensis (Damara mole-rat) is the source of this 1448-nucleotide messenger RNA. Its product is annotated as uroporphyrinogen decarboxylase. Bases 384 to 1382 code for a protein of 332 amino acids. The record is from RefSeq and is a predicted model, not a curated record. Gene Ontology annotation, molecular function: uroporphyrinogen decarboxylase activity. Gene Ontology annotation, biological process: heme biosynthetic process. Gene Ontology annotation, cellular component: cytosol. The transcript is spliced from 10 exons. NCBI's taxonomy places the organism in Eukaryota, Metazoa, Chordata, Mammalia, Rodentia, Bathyergidae.